Messenger RNA from Penicilliopsis zonata CBS 506.65, 1300 nucleotides. RefSeq lists its product as hypothetical. The coding region runs from base 48 to 1214 and encodes 388 amino acids. The transcript has 3 exons. Gene Ontology annotation, molecular function: calcium channel activity; uniporter activity. Gene Ontology annotation, cellular component: mitochondrial inner membrane; uniplex complex. Gene Ontology annotation, biological process: mitochondrial calcium ion homeostasis; calcium import into the mitochondrion. NCBI's taxonomy places the organism in Eukaryota, Fungi, Ascomycota, Eurotiomycetes, Eurotiales, Aspergillaceae. The record is from RefSeq and is a predicted model, not a curated record.
UGUCUCUAUUUCUAUUUCUGCCAUAAUGAACCACACAAUUGAUAGACAUGAUUGCUCGCACUCUCCGUUCAGUCGUACCCCGUUCUCAGCAACGAGUCUCGCAGUCGAUCCGGGAGACGAUCCGAUGGAGAUACGGCUGUAACCAGCGGUGGUAUACACCGAGUCCCUUCUGGCAGGGCGUUAAGGAACACCCGGUUGAGGGAGCUGGCAAGGACUCGAUCAAGGGGAAACUCCUCACCACGCCCUCCCGACUGUUCAAGCUGAUCGUUCCGAUAUCCUCCCUACACAAACAGAACAAUGAACCGAUCGCACUACUAGUCCACCCGCAGCAACCACUGUCGUAUCUUGAACGCCUGGUCCAGGCCGAAGUCCCCCCGAUCAAAGAGGAUGGCCAGCAGCGUCCGCCGGGGGUCUCAUUUCUCGCUCUGCAGAUGGAGAACGAUGCCAUCCGGCCGAGGAAAUACGAAAACAGCUCCAAAGACAAAUAUACACAUAAAGAGCAGCAGCGGCAGCAGCAGCAGCAGCAGAAGCAAAAAGAGGAGGCAGAAUUGGUUCGGUGGUCGCCCGCGACCGAGAUCGGCGACUUCAUCCGCGACGCAGCCCGGGCGCGCGAGUUCCUCCUACAGAUCGAAGGCGACGGGCGGGUAUGCGUGGAGGUCCCGUCGUUCAGCGAGCGGACAUACUUCCUCCGGAUGCGACUCCGCAAGUUAUCGCGGCGGCUGCAGGCCCUGGCGACGACGAAACACGAGUGCGACGUGCUGGCGCACCGGGGCGCGCAGCGCGUGGCUCUCGGCGGGUUCGGCAUUCUCGCCUCCUGGUGGUACCUGGUGUACCGGUUGACUUUUGAGACCGAGCUAGGCUGGGAUACCAUGGAGCCGGUGACCUACCUGGUCAGCCUGUCGACGCUGAUGGGCGGAUACCUGUGGUUUCUGUAUCAUAACCGGGAGAUCUCGUACCGGUCCGCGCUGGAUCUGACGAUCAGCACGCGCCAGAAACGACUGUACGCGAUGCGCGGAGUGGAUCUGACGCUGUGGGCCUCGCUGAUCGACGAGGGCAAUGCCUUGCGCCGAGAGAUCAAGACCAUCGCGGGAGAUUACGAUGUUGAAUGGGAUGAGAGGCAAGACGAGCAGGAUGAGCGAGUGAUCGAGGCGUUGAAAGAGGGCGAGAAGAAGGAGAAGAAGGAUGCAAAGGAGAGCGAAGAACAAGAUUCAUAGAUCUAUCUAUCUAUCUAUCUAUACAUUUCUAACAGGAUCAUAGUAUGUUUUUCGUUCGCCUAGAAUCGUUAAUAUAAACGUUUACA